CGUGACGUCAUCUCAGAGCGACAAAGUUACCCUUGCACUUGACUUGAGUUUAUUUUUGUUUUUUUGAAAGUGUGGAGGUGUGUGUGUGUGAGUGAGAGAGAGUGAGAUCUAGGGAUGGCCCUAACUGGAGUGCGUGUGAUUGAGUUAGCUGGACUUGCCCCGGCACCCUUCUGUGGAAUGAUCCUAUCUGAUUUUGGGGCCCGGGUGAUCCGCAUAGAUAGGACAAAGGUCACCAUGGCAAUGGACUCACAAGCAAGAGGCAAACAGUCCGUGGCCUUGAACCUGAAGAGUCCACAGGGAGUGGCUGUGCUGAAAAAAAUGUGUCUUCAGUCAGACGUAGUUCUUGAACCCUUCCGAAAAGGGGUGAUGGAGAAGUUGGGUUUGGGUCCUGAAACUCUCCUAAAGGAAAAUCCUCGCCUUAUUUAUGCACGACUCACAGGAUAUGGCCAGAGUGGCUGCUACUCCAAAGCUGCAGGACACGACAUUAACUACCUGGCCAUGUCUGGAUUGCUGUCCAUGUUGGGCCGCAGCUCAGAGAAACCCUAUGCCCCACUGAACUUGGUGGCUGACUUUGCAGGAGGAGGCCUGAUGUGUGCCUUAGGAAUCAUUCUGGCUUUGCUAGAGAGGAGCAAAUCAGGCCAGGGCCAAAUCAUCGAUGCCAGCAUGGUGGAGGGAGCAGCAUAUGUGGGUUCCUUCAUGUGGAAGUCUCGCAGCCUUGGUUUGUGGAACCGGCCCCGUGGGGAGAACAUGCUGGACAGCGGUGCUCCAUUCUACGACACGUAUCAGACCUCUGAUGGGAAGCAUAUGGCUGUGGGGGCCAUCGAACCUCAGUUCUAUGAUCAGUUGAUCCAGGGCCUUGGAUUGGAUGCUGCCUCCCUCCCACCGCAGAUGAGCUUUUCUGAUUGGCCAGACCUUAGGCAGACAUUCGCCCAGGUGUUUGCACAGAAGACACAGGCAGAGUGGAGCAGGAUCUUUGACGGGACAGAUGCUUGUGUGACCCCGGUGCUACCUCUUGAUGAAGCCGGGUCACAUACCCAUAACCGAGAGAGGGGCUCCUUUCUGAUGAAUGCUCAGGGCGAAGUCAGUCCUCGUCCGGCACCUGUCCUGUCUCGCACUCCGGCUCAGCCGUGUCUCUCUCGUGACCCUCUUGUGGGUGAACAUACUCGCGCCGUGCUUGAGGAGUAUGGCUUUGAUCCAGCUUAUAUCAAGCAGCUGCUGUCAACUGGCGUGGUGGAGUGCAAUGAAGCUAAAGCACAUCUUUAAGACGAUACAAGAGCAGCAUCACCAGCGAAUCACUAGUUUCUCACACACACAAAAAAGCAAAACACACCUAUUGCCUUGUAUACUAACCACCUUCAACAGGUAACUGAUGUGUGAAGAGUGAUUAAGCUCAAAAUGACCAUCUGUUGAAGCACAGGCUUUUAUCUGAGUUUGUAGAGUGCUGAUUUUUGUUCUGUGGUGAAAUGCCUUGUCUUUUUAAAUACAAAGCUCUUUACUGUGAUUAUCCCCAUGACAGAACUGAAUUUAAGAAGCUUGCCUGAAAUCUGAAGUGUUUGUGAUCAUCGUUAUUAAGCCUUCAGUUUAUAGCUGAGACAUUGCUUCAGGGUGUUAAUUCUCCAUAUAAUAAUAACUCUCCAACCACAGCAUAAGAUAAAUAUCCCUCGAAGACUUUUAAUUGGACCCUCCAGAAUUAAUGGCACCCUUAUUUAAAUUGAUGUUCAAUUGUUCUGAUUACCUUUGAAUGCUUCUUUGUGUUCCAUAAUAUUUUUCGUCUUAUUUGUGAAGAUCAGCAACCCUUUGCGCCUUUUUUAGGGAUGCAUCAAUACCGUUUCCCCCCAGACAUUACAAAUGUGUGUACCAAAGAAAAUGUACUCCUUGAUAAUGAUUCCAAUACUGAUUCAUGACAACCCCAAAAAAAAAAAAUCUUGGGGUUACACUGUGGUGUUAACAUUAUUUACAAAAAGCAGUUGUUGCUGUCUUUUAGAAGCUGCAUUGAGUGAGGUUAUUUGGAAACCAGUGUAAAUGUUUCUGCAUGAUGUGUAGCAAGCUAAUUUAAUAAAAAGUUUACCUUCUCUGAAA
Molecule: messenger RNA, 2079 nt
Organism: Neoarius graeffei (lesser salmon catfish)
Lineage: Eukaryota; Metazoa; Chordata; Actinopteri; Siluriformes; Ariidae
Gene: amacr
Product: alpha-methylacyl-CoA racemase
Exons: 6
Coding region: 115-1263 (382 amino acids)
Biological process (GO): bile acid metabolic process
Cellular component (GO): mitochondrion
Molecular function (GO): alpha-methylacyl-CoA racemase activity
Source: RefSeq, a predicted model, not a curated record